UGGGAGAGAGGGAUAACGGAGGGACAUCCACUGUACAAAUCGUACGGCAGGAUUUUAGCCCCACGGCUGAGGCCUGGAGGCAAUCUGCUGCCUUGCCCUCUCCUCCCUGGGUAGCAAGAGGUGAGCACUAGCCCUGGGGCACGGGUUGCCCAGGGCCAGCCCUCCAGUAGAUGGCACGCACGGGCCUCGCAGAGCCUCACUGCAGCGAUGGAGAGAAAUCUGACACUGCCAGACACUCCCUUGGAAUAGCCAGGGCCCGAGCAGGAACCAGGAAACACAAGCUCUCCCUGUCCAGAAAACACUUCUGCUUCAUGGAGGAAGGAGCGACAUGGGCAACCUCUGCAGCUGCGGGCGACCGUGGAACUAAUGUGAGACAUGAGAGCCAACAGCAUCAGCCUGGCAGGAAGGCUCCAACGUAUGAAGAUGUCCCAGAGUUUCCUGUCUACGCCACCGUGAGUAAACCCAAGAGUGUGAAGCAGGAUGACAGCAUUCACUACGCAGACAUCCAGGUGUUCACCAAGGUCCGGGAGCGCUCUGCAGCAGAGGUGAAGAACUUACAAAUGCAGAAUGCCACAGAGUAUGCCACCCUCAACUUUCCCCGGCCCAGGCUGAAAUAUGACAGUAAGAAUGGGACCCUGGUAUAAACGGCUUGUUGGCCCCCUUCUCUUUCAGCAGAAAAAGUAUUUUACAGACUUAGAGAUGCUGUAGAUGCAAACUAACCUCAUGAACACGUGAAGUCUCCCUGAGAAAGUGCAGAGAGGCUGUGCCUUCCACCUGCAUUUCUCAUCAGAGGACACAGAAAUAUUUAUUCUCACGUGAUGAGUAGUUUCCUAUCUGAUUCUGCUGACAAAAAACACCUCUUCCCCUUGGAUGAGUUGCCACUGAAGCUGGCAACCCAUCUCCUCUCAGCACUGUGAGAAGACAGAGCUGCUCCUUGGCCGAUGAAGGCUAAAACCACAGCUCAGAGCUGCAGUGAGAAAGUUCCUGCUGUGGCAGAGGACCAGCUGAGUGCUGCUCUGCAGAUUUGGGGACGUGGCACACAGGAUUCAAUACCAGGACAAGAGAGAUGUUCCCACAGGAUUUUAUGUCAAUGUUAAGAAAAUUCUGCAAUGUACAGAAUGACACAUGGAGGAUACCAGGAAGAAACGGCAUGCAACCUUUAAUAUUAUCUACUGCAGUGUCUUCCUCCAUCACCUGCCACUGUAACUGCAGUCAUGCACUAUGUGCAUCCCCCUUUCUCAAAAGGCAGUGUUCUAUAACCAUGCACAGCACACUAAAACCAAGGCCAGAAAUGCAGAAUUAACUGAGGAGUACAGAAGAAGUUCUUUCACCGAAGGGCUGUACAGAUAUGCAUCUUUACUCCAACAUGCACAGAACUGAGUAGUGAGCUCUUGGCUCUGACUGUAAAUGAAACAAGGAAAAUUCUCAAUUUAACUUCAAGGCAGCCAUUUAAAAGCUACUGCCUAUAUUUAGGGCAGUUAUCCAGUCCUUAGAGUACAGCAGCUGUCUGCAAGCCUGAGAUACUGGGAAUGAAUCCUGUUCAACUUCAGAGGGCUUUGGACUUCUCCUCCAUUUUUUCUUAUUUCAUACUCGCAGCCUUAGCUAUAAAACCCAGUAACAGAGCACACACCAUGUGGUAUUUCCUGCUAACCCUCCCAGAUGCAACUCUGAGAAUUUAUUUAUGGAUUUAAAAUAAUGUUAGUAUGCAGUAGAGCAAUCAUCCAAAAGGCUCCUGCCACUGGACUGAAUUUGGCAGUUGCAGCAUUGGCAGUUGAACAGGGCUCCCCAGCAGUAUCUUCAGGCACUAACUCAAUGUUUGGCACAGUCUGUUCCUAAAUAAUGGUCUGCAUAGCUAAACGCAGGUUGUGGGACAACCUGUUUAUUGCCAGUGUGUAAAAAUGAACAUCCUGGUACAUUUUGUAAACAUACAUCAUUUUGCAUAUCAUAACUCAAUGUAAAAAGCAUGAAGGAGUUCCUGCUCAUUAAAAAAGAAAAAAGAUCUUGUAUGGGCA
Athene cunicularia (burrowing owl) is the source of this 2012-nucleotide messenger RNA. It is a transcript of the gene C24H11orf52, whose product is annotated as chromosome 24 C11orf52 homolog. The record is from RefSeq and is a predicted model, not a curated record. The transcript is spliced from 3 exons. NCBI's taxonomy places the organism in Eukaryota, Metazoa, Chordata, Aves, Strigiformes, Strigidae. The coding region runs from base 171 to 644 and encodes 157 amino acids. Gene Ontology annotation, cellular component: extracellular exosome.